AUCUCAGCUGAUCUCAGCUGGCGGUUGACAACAAAGUUAAUAUUGUGACGUACAAGUCAAAUUUUUCUCAUUUUUUACCGUACAUUUAUUUUUAAUUGUACGCAAUAUAUUGAAAGUUAUAUAUUUUCUGCAACAAUACGUUUUCCGUAUUCAAGAAAGUUACUUUAAAAGAUUUGAAUAUAACCUGUAAUAUCUUCCAAAAUGAGUAAGUAUAGGCGGGAAGAGACUUCGAGUGAAGACAGUGAUAGUGAAGAGGAGCGUCGCAAGAAAGAUAUUAAGGAAAGAGAUAGCUUUGCUAGUCGUCUUCGAGCUAAAGAUGAGAGCAAGAUACGCAAGGUUGCUAUGCCUGCUGGUUCCGGAGCUGUUGAAGCAGCGAAGAGACUCAAGAUUAUGGAGACGGAUGUUAGAGAGAAGCUGGUACCAAAAUUGCGAGUUGAGUCUCGUAGAAAAUAUCUGGAGAAACGUAAAGAGGACAAAGUUGCAGAAUUGGAGGCUGAUAUUGUUGAUGACGAAUAUCUAUUUGAGGAUGAAGUUUUAACAGACAGAGAAAAGCGUGAGAGAGCUCAUAAGAAACAGCUGUUGCAUUUAGCAAAGGAACAUGAGAAGGCAAGAGAACUCGAACGCAUUCAGCGUUAUCAUAUGCCUUUGGAAAAAGGCAAGACAGAACAAGAACCUGAUACUCUGGAUAAAGAGCCACCACAGUCAGAGCAAAGCAAAUGGGAAUCCGAUCAGAUGUCAUCAGCUGUUUUUCGUUUUGGUGCUAAAGAUAGAAAAGUUCAACAAGAGUAUGAUCUUCUUAUGGAGGACGAGAUAGAAUUCGUUCAAGCGCUACGUAUGCCUGGGCACGAUAAAGACAAAAAACGCGAGGAAAGCCCGCCUGCGCAUGUUAAAACUUUGCAAACGAUUGAGGAGACAAAGAAGAGUCUGCCUAUUUAUCCUUUCCGCAAUGAUCUGAUUCGAGCUAUCAAAGAUCAUCAGGUUUUGAUUAUAGAAGGUGAAACAGGUUCGGGGAAAACCACACAAAUUCCUCAAUAUCUGUACGAGUGUGGAUUUGCUGACGACGGUAAGAUUAUCGGAUGCACGCAGCCGCGGCGAGUAGCCGCGAUGUCGGUGGCUGCGAGAGUGGCUCACGAAAUGGCUGUUAAAUUGGGCAACGAGGUCGGUUAUGCUAUUCGUUUCGAAGAUUGCACGUCGCAUCGUACUCGUAUCAAGUAUAUGACUGACGGUACUCUGCACCGAGAGUUUCUUAGUGAGCCUGACUUAGCGUCGUACAGUGUAAUGAUAAUUGAUGAAGCGCAUGAACGGACUUUACAUACCGACAUAUUAUUUGGCCUGGUGAAGGAUAUCGCAAGGUUUCGACCUGAUUUGAAGCUGUUGAUAUCGUCGGCUACGUUGGAUGCCACAAAGUUCAGCGAAUUCUUUGACGAUGCUCCUAUAUUCAGAAUACCUGGUCGCCGUUUUCCCGUUGAUAUUUAUUACACGAAAGCACCGGAAGCAGAUUACAUCGACGCGUGUGUAGUUUCCAUUCUUCAAAUUCACGCAACGCAGCCAUCGGGUGAUAUAUUAGUAUUUUUGACUGGACAGGACGAGAUCGAGACGUGUCAGGAGAUGUUGCAGGAAAGAGUCAGAAGAUUAGGAAGCAAAUUGGCGGAACUUCUAAUUUUACCCGUCUAUGCGAAUCUACCGAGUGAUAUGCAAACGAAAAUAUUCCAACCGACUCCACUCGGAGCAAGAAAGGUUGUACUUGCAACUAAUAUAGCAGAGACUUCGCUGACUAUAGACAACAUAGUAUACGUGUUAGAUCCCGGCUUUGCGAAGCAGAACAAUUUCAAUUCGCGCACGGGCAUGGAAAGUUUAAUGGUCGUACCGAUCAGUAAAGCGUCCGCUAAUCAGAGGGCUGGGCGUGCGGGUAGAGUAGCGCCUGGGAAGUGUUUCCGUCUGUACACAGCUUGGGCCUAUCAGCAUGAGCUUGAAGAUAAUACUGUGCCUGAAAUUCAAAGGAUUAAUCUCGGUAAUGCAGUACUCACCUUGAAAGCUCUCGGGAUCAACGAUCUGGUGCACUUUGACUUUUUGGAUCCACCGCCGCACGAAACGUUGGUUUUAGCGUUGGAGCAGCUGUACGCGCUAGGCGCACUGAAUCAUCGCGGAGAGCUAACGAAACUUGGACGUAGAAUGGCCGAGUUUCCACUGGACCCAAUGAUGGCGAAAAUGCUAUUAGCUAGCGAGAAGUAUCGCUGCUCGGAAGAGGUGGCGACUAUCGCGGCUAUGCUAUCAGUGAACGGCGCAAUCUUUUACAGGCCGAAAGAUAAAAUUAUACAUGCGGAUGCUGCGCGCAAGAAUUUCCAUGUACCUGGCGGCGAUCAUCUGACUCUCCUCAACGUGUACAAUCAAUGGGCACAGAGUGAUUUCAGUACUCAUUGGUGCUAUGAGAAUUUUAUACAACACAGAUCUAUGAAACGUGCGAGAGACGUUAGAGAACAGUUGGUAGGCUUGAUGCAGCGCGUAGAGAUGGAAUUGGUCUCAGGAAUCGCGGAAACUAUUAAUAUAAGAAAGGCAAUUACGGCCGGUUAUUUCUAUCACGUGGCGCGUUUGUCAAAGGGAGGUCAUUACAAAACCGCAAAGCAUAAUCAGACAGUCGCGAUACACCCAAACAGUUCUCUAUUUCAAGAACUUCCACGCUGGCUCCUUUAUCACGAACUUGUUUUUACUACGAAGGAAUUCAUGCGUCAGGUGACGGAAAUUGAAAGUAAAUGGCUGUUGGAAGUAGCACCUCAUUACUAUAAGCCUAAAGAGCUAGAAGACUCGACGAACAAAAAGAUGCCGAAAGUUGCUGGCAGAGCACGUCCAGACGGAACCAACUAAGCACAGAAUUCUAUACUAUUUCUCUAAUGGAGUAUUAAAAUAUAUUUUGUACAUAUUCGUUUGUACACCGUGUAUAAAUAAAAUGUCACUCACUUGAA
Linepithema humile (Argentine ant) is the source of this 2960-nucleotide messenger RNA. It is a transcript of the gene l(2)37Cb, whose product is annotated as lethal (2) 37Cb. NCBI's taxonomy places the organism in Eukaryota, Metazoa, Arthropoda, Insecta, Hymenoptera, Formicidae. The record is from RefSeq and is a predicted model, not a curated record. Gene Ontology annotation, cellular component: intracellular anatomical structure; catalytic step 2 spliceosome. Gene Ontology annotation, molecular function: ATP binding; RNA binding; helicase activity.